AUGUCAUCAUCAGCUUCCAUGGCUCCAGAAUCAGACCCUUCUGCUGCAACUAUAUCUAAUAAUGACUUCAAGGGGUUUGAGAUCAAUCAGUUGGAAGGUGGCAGAAGGGGUCCCUGUGAUGAUCCUUUCACAAGAGAUGGAUCAGUGGAUCGGUAUGGGAAACCAGCUGUAAAACGAAGCACUGGUGGAUGGAGAUGCGGCACAUAUCUAUUAGCUAACCAAGGACUAAUCACACUAGCAUUUUCUGGAGUUGAAGUAAAUAUGGUUCUUUUUGCAAAAUCAGUACUGAGGCAGAGCAAUGCUGAGGCUGCAAACACAUUCAGCAGAUGGAUGGGAACUCUCGACUUCUUUUCUUUAAUGGGUGCUUUUCUCAGUGACUCAUAUUUGGGCAGAUACCUCACUUGUGUCACAUUUCAGAUCGUCCACAUCUUCGGGUUGAUGGCACUAUCCAUCUCUACAUACCUAUUUAUGCUAAAACCUCCUGAUUGUGGAAAAAUUGGCCAGUUAUGUGAACCUCAUAGACCAAUUGAGGUAGCAAUAUUCUACAUAUCAAUUUACCUUAUUGCACUAGGAAAUGGAGCUCCCGAACCAGCAUUGGCUACCUUCGGUGCAGACCAAUUUGAUGAGGAGGAUCUAGAAGAGAAGAAAUCCAAGACUUCAUUCUACAGCUAUUUUUAUGUGGCAUUAAAUAUCGGAUGCUUAUUUGGAGAGACGGUAUUAGUAUACAUAGAGAGCCUGGGGCAUUGGGUAAUGGCCUUUUGGACAUGUACUGCCUCUAGUAUAGCAGCAUUUGUAUUGUUUUUGAGUGGGAGCUUUCGGUACAGACAUUUCAAGGCUACUGGAAAUCCAAUAUCUAGAUUCUCCCAAGUGAUUGUAGCUUCGAUGAGGAAAACAAAUUAUGAUCUGCCCUCAGAUGGAGAGGGACUUUAUGAGACUAGUGGAAGGGAGGGUGAUCAGAUGAAUGGUACCAGAAGGAUACCUCAUUCAAAUGGCCUCAACGAAGGCCAAACUCCAAAUCCAUGGUAUCUUUGCACUGUCACACAGGUUGAAGAAGUGAAAUGCGUACUAAGGAUAUUGCCUAUAUGGCUGUGCACCAUCUUCUCUUCUGUGGUGUUCAUUCAAAUGCUGUCUCUUUUUGUUGAGCAAGGAGCUGCAAUGAACCGGAGGGUCUCAAAAACAUUUCAUAUCCCUCCAGCCAGCAUGACUGCUUUUGACAUUGUGAGCACCACCCUCUUCAUCGUAUUAUAUGACAAACUCGUUGUUCCUCUUUGCAUUAAGAUAACAAAAAGAGAACCAAAGCCUCCAAGUGAGCUGCAAAGAAUUGGUAUCGGCCUGGCAAUUGCGGUUUUAGCAUUGGUGAUUGCUGGCUUUGUUGAGAGGCUGAGGCUUAAACAUGCUAGCAUCACUGAAGAGACUAGUUCAUUGAGCAUUUUCUGGCAGACUCCACAGUAUGUGCUUGUCGGAGUCUCUGAAGCAUUUGUGUAUAUUGCAAAAAUGGAGUUUUUUACAUCACAGACUCCAGAUGGAUUGAAGAGCUUGGGGAUGGCGCUGUCCAUGUUUUCGUCAGCAAUCGGUAGUUACGUCGCGAGCAUGAUCUUAACAGUGGUGAUGAAGAUCACAACAAGGAAAGGGGAGCCCGGAUGGGUUCCUCCGAAUCUGAAUGAUGGUCAUUUGGACAGGUUUUUCUUCCUAUCAGCUGGUUUGACUGCACUCAACUUGGCAUUCUAUGUUGUAUGUGCGAAGAGGUAUAAGUUCAUAUCAUUAGGCAAGAGAGAAGAGGGUAUAAAUUGA
Messenger RNA from Fragaria vesca subsp. vesca, 1791 nucleotides. RefSeq names its product nitrate transporter 1.5-like. NCBI's taxonomy places the organism in Eukaryota, Viridiplantae, Streptophyta, Magnoliopsida, Rosales, Rosaceae. The coding region runs from base 1 to 1791 and encodes 596 amino acids. Gene Ontology annotation, molecular function: transmembrane transporter activity. The record is from RefSeq and is a predicted model, not a curated record. Gene Ontology annotation, cellular component: membrane. The transcript is spliced from 5 exons. Gene Ontology annotation, biological process: transmembrane transport.